UCUAUAAUCUACCAUGUCAACUUCAAAAAAACAUACUUCACAGGAUUUAUUAGAAGAAAACGAUUCUACCCUUUUACCAAACAAGAAACAAAAACUUGAUACAACUCUUGUAGAUAAUAAUAAUGAUUCAUUACCGUCUAAUACAAUCUCUUCAAAGUUAGAAGAAUCGAAAAUUCCUGAUGAAAAUGUUGAACAAGAAAUAAAAGAAAUAAUACCUGAUAUUUUAAAUAAAAAUUAUAUAGAUCCAGAUUUUGUUACAAGAUUUUAUUCUGCUUUUAAAAAAAACCAAACUUUUACCGAUGAAAUUUCACAAGCUAUAAUUUAUAAUUUACCAUUUCCUAUAGCACUUUUACCAAAUAUAUUUGAUAAUGAAUUUCUUUCUAAUGUUAAAGAUGAAGUCAAAGAAUUAGAUUUUGAUAAUAAAUCUAAUGAUCUCUAUGAAUUUCAUCAAAGUUCUGAUUUAAAGAUUUGUGAAAAGCCUCAUCUUUCUAAAUUACGUGAUACCAUUUAUUCUGACGUUUUCGUCAGUACUAUGUCUAAUUUAGUGGGAUUUGAUUUAGAUUAUACUCCUGAUUUGUCCGUUCAUAAAUAUGAAAAAGGAAAUUAUCUUUUGUGUCACGACGAUGAUAUUAAAGAUGAUGCUUUCAUGCACGGAAGGAUAAUUGCUUUUAUAAUUUAUUUGGUAGAUGAAGAUUGGUCAAAAGAUGAUGGUGGCGCUUUGGAAUUAUUUAACAUAAAUUCUCAAAGUCAUCCGGAUGAAAUAUCACUUUCAAUUACUCCAAAAUGGAAUACGAUUGCUUUUUUUGCACUCAGUCCUACAUCAUAUCAUCAAGUAUCUGAAGUUAUUUCUUCAACAAAAAUUCGUUAUUCAAUUUCUGGAUGGUUUCAUGGUCCUUUAAAUACUAGAUUAUCACGUGCAGAAUUCAUAGCUCCCGUCCCAGAAGUAUUUGAUCUUAAAGACUUUAUAAGUCCUGUUUAUUUAAAUGAAAAAAAUAAACAAAGAAUAUUAAAAAAAUUACAAAAGGAUUCUUAUAUUUUAUUAUCGAAAUUUUUACGAGAUGAUGUUUUUGAUAAAUUAAUAACGAGUAUAAGAGAAACUGGAUGGGAAGAAAAACCUACAGGACCUCCUUUUAUAAGAAAAUAUCAUCUUCUUAAAGAUUCAGAAAUUGAUAAUUUUAAGGAUAAUAAUAAUAAUAAUAAUAAUAUUAAAGAUUAUAAGGAUUCAUCAUCAUCAUCUUUUUGUAAAUAUGUUUAUGAUUUCUUUAAAUCAAAAUCAUUUGCAAUUUUUAUCAAUGAAAUUUCAAAUUGGCAAAUUACAGCUGUAGCUCGAGAAUUUCGACAAUUUCAACCUGGUAACUAUACUUUAAUUCAUGAUCAAGGUCAAGAUAGAAUUGGAGCAGAUGUCACAUUAUUUUGUAUUGAAGGUGAAUGGGAUGAAAAAUGGGGAGGUGGAACUCAUUAUGUUGCUGAUGAGCAUGAAUUAUUGGCUAUUUAUCCAGAGAAAAAUAUGUUAAGUAUUGUAAUUAGAGAUGCUGGUACUUUAAGGUUCGUUAAAUAUGUUAAUUCUCAUGCAGCUUUUCCAAAAACGGAAAUGUCUUUUAUUUACUGGGAUGAUGAUGAUGAUAAAGGGGAAGAGGAAGGAGAUGAAGAAGUUGAAGACAUUGAAGGAGGAGUUGAAGACAUUGAAGGAGGAGUUGAAGACAUUGAAGGAGGAGUUGAAGACAUUGAAGGAGUUGAAGACAUUGAAGGGAUUGAAGACAUUGAAGAAGAAGUUGAAAAAAUUGAAGAGAUUGAAGAAGGAGAAGGUUGAAAAGAAGUUGAAGAAGUUGAAUAAGAAGUUGAAGGGGUUGAAAGAGUUGGAGAAG
This is a messenger RNA of Rhizophagus irregularis DAOM 181602=DAOM 197198, 1865 nucleotides long. RefSeq lists its product as uncharacterized. NCBI's taxonomy places the organism in Eukaryota, Fungi, Glomeromycota, Glomeromycetes, Glomerales, Glomeraceae. Gene Ontology annotation, molecular function: peptidyl-proline dioxygenase activity; iron ion binding; L-ascorbic acid binding. Gene Ontology annotation, cellular component: cytoplasm. The record is from RefSeq and is a predicted model, not a curated record. Gene Ontology annotation, biological process: peptidyl-proline hydroxylation; regulation of translational termination.